AAGCGGAAACUAGUCCUGUUGGGCCCCACCUGGUAGAAACUCCUCCCAACCUGGUUGAACCCGAUCAACGGAUCAAGUAGCAGCGACUUAUUUCAGUUCGCAUUCGCAACGCUUCGUCCUCAUCUCGCCCCCACCCAACAAACCCGACGCCAACCGGAGCAAUUAUGGCUACGCCUCCGCCGCAACGCCGUCGCCGCGGGCCGCCGGUGCGGCUCCACGACGACCUCAUCGCCGAGAUCCUCAUCCGCAUCCCGCCGGACGACCCCGCGCUCUUCUUGCGCUCCUCGGCCACCUGCAAGGCCUUGCGCGGCCUCCUCACCGACCCCGCCUUCCUCCGCCGCUACCGCGCGCUCCACGGGACGCCCCCCCUGCUCGGAUUCGUCUUCAACGACAGCGCCAUCAACGACGACGACCCCGACUUCGCGCGAUUCGUCCCUACCUCCUCCUUCCGCCCGCGCACUCCCGACCACGAGGAUCUGUACGCGCUCGACUCUCGCCACGGCCACGUCCUCUUCCACACCCUCCUCUCCUAUUCGCGUGACGGGGCUCUCAUCGUGUGGAACCCCAUCACGGACGAGCAGCGGGAGCUACCCUUCCCGGAGUUCGAGUUCACAUACUGGAGCGCGGCAGUGCUCUGCGCCGCGCGCGGCUGCGACCACCUCGACUGCAACGGCGGCCCCUUCCUCGUGGCCUUCGUCGGCUCCACCUAUGAAGGGAUCAUGUGCGCCAGCACUUACUCGUCGGAGACCGCCGCCUGGAGCGACACGAUCAACGUUGAGGACUCCGAUGUCUUCGUCGACCUUAUGAAGCCGGCCACCCUUGUGGGGAAUACGCUCUACUUCACCACUAUGUACAGCGAAGAAAGAAUCCUGGAGUUCGACCUGGACCGCCGGCAACUGUCGUCCAUCAACCCACCGGUCGCACGCCUCGACAGCAAUGUCCUCAUGCCGGCGGAGGGCGGCGGCCUGGGCUUCGCCCGUAUGCAUGGUUCCCGUCUCUGCCUGUGGGCGAGGGAGGCUGGCCCCAACGGGACUGUGGCAUGGGCGCUACGCAGAUUCAUCGAGUUCAAUACACUUGGUCGUGCCUCCUUGUCCUUUAGGCCACCUGAUGUUGUUGGCUACGCGGAGGGACUCGAUGCCAUUCUCCUCAGGAGCGGUGCUGGCGUCUUCGCGAUUGAGCUCAGGUCACGCCGUAUCAGGAAGGUGUCUGACUGUGUUAACAUGCAGACUGCUAUUCCCUACAUGAGCUUCUACACUCCAGAUAAUGCUGCGGGCUCAUCUUCGCCGCCAUGAGGACCCCGAGAUUCAUCCAUUGUCAUGCAUGCUGCUGAUUCCUGGCUGAGCUGAUUCUUUAGGUUGUUUGUUUUCAGUUAGGCAGUUCAAGCAAGAAAAGAGUUAGUAAUCAUGCUUUAGGUGCUUCUUCGUUUACAGUUGUGCACUUCUAGUAAGAAAAGAGCGAGUCAUCAUGGUCAAUUAGUUCUCUCUCCUUGCUGAAAUAUUUGAGAUUGUGGUCCGAGAUGUAUGUCAGGUUUACAUUUCAGCUCCUGGGAGCAAAUGCUCAUUUCAUGCUUUGGCAAGGCUACUUGGAACUGAUAGAUUGGUUGUGUCCCUUUUUCUAGAAAAAUGAACCUGUGUGAUUUUGUUUUAGUAUCAUUUCACUUCCAUGUCUGAAUUUUGUUUCAGAAUCUAUUCAGGCAUACAAAUGGAAUUGGGAAU
This is a messenger RNA of Phragmites australis (common reed), 1715 nucleotides long. RefSeq lists its product as uncharacterized. NCBI's taxonomy places the organism in Eukaryota, Viridiplantae, Streptophyta, Magnoliopsida, Poales, Poaceae. Bases 165 to 1292 code for a protein of 375 amino acids. The record is from RefSeq and is a predicted model, not a curated record. Gene Ontology annotation, molecular function: protein binding. The transcript has 2 exons.